Molecule: messenger RNA, 1488 nt
Organism: Nicotiana attenuata
Lineage: Eukaryota; Viridiplantae; Streptophyta; Magnoliopsida; Solanales; Solanaceae
Product: fruit protein pKIWI502
Exons: 5
Coding region: 139-1062 (307 amino acids)
Molecular function (GO): oxidoreductase activity
Source: RefSeq, a predicted model, not a curated record
AAGUGAACACGUGGAAACCAACAAUUUAUUGGCUAAAAAUCCACGCACGGGGGCGUAUUCUGAAUUUCUAUUACCCGCCCACCCUUCUCGGCGGCGCUAACUUUCUCCACAACACAUCUCCACGACAUAUAAUUGAAAAUGUCAAUCCUUUCUCUCUCCCUUUCUCCAUUUCCUAAUUAUCCCGCUCUAUCCCACCUUAGUUCCCAUGCUCCCUCACACAUCCAAUCACUCCACCCUUCUUCAUCCAUGACCCUCCUUAGACCUCUCCACCACCAACUCCGCCACCAGUUUCGCCGUCGUCUGUCCAUUUCCGCCGCUGCCGUCCGUCAGGACACGAACCUCUGGACAACCGCACCUCUCGUCACCGUUUCACCCGCCGCCGACGAAUCUCUCUUCCACGUCACUAUCGACGUAUCUGACUCUCCUGACCUCGCCGCCUCACACACUAAAGCCGGUCAGUACCUCCAGCUCCGCAUUCCCGACGUCGAGAAGCCGGCGUUUUUAGCAAUCGCAUCUCCGCCGUCGCUUGCUUCCUCCAAAGGCGUAUUUGAAUUCCUCAUAAAAAGUAUCUCUGGAUCCACCGCGGAGCUCCUCUGUGGACUUCAGAAAGGCGAUGUUGUGGAGUUGAGUCACGUCAUUGGGAAAGGCUUUGAUUUGGAUCAAAUAUCUCCGCCAGAGAAGUAUCAAACAGUUUUAAUCUUCGCUACCGGAUCCGGAAUUAGCCCAAUUCGAUCGCUGAUUGAGGCAGGAUUUAGCGCAGACAAGAGAUCUGAUGUUCGGCUAUAUUAUGGUGCAAGGAAUUUGAAGAGAAUGGCAUACCAGGAUAGGUUUGAGAACUGGGCAUCCUCUGGGGUAAAGGUUGUGCCGGUGUUGUCUCAGCCUGAUGAUGCUUGGACAGGCGAGCGUGGCUUUGUUCAGGCCGCAUUUGCCCGAGCUAAAAACAUUUUUAGUCCUCAAUCCACUGGAGCAGUACUCUGUGGUCAAAAGCAAAUGGCUGAGGAGGUGACUGCUCUUCUUGUAGCAGAUGGAGUCUCAACCGAGAAGAUUCUGAAGAACUUCUAAACAAAAAUAUUUUUUGGUUCAUCGUGUUGUAUUGUUGUCUAGUAUAAAACCCAAAUUCAUUGAAUUUCACCUGCUGGCUACAAGGAAUCCAGCAUGGAACAGCAUAAUGUACAACUCUUCGCGUCAACUUAUACAAAGUCCAAUUCUCAGUGACUGCUCCUUUUCAGGAGGUGAAGCAUCUUUUAAUGCAGUCAAUGGUGGAUAAACAGGACUGAAGAGGGCGAAAGCUGAAAUGCCACUGUCCUUUCUUGCUUCUGUUUUAUUGAGUAGGCAGGCUAGUAAUUAGCGCCUCUAGACCUGUAACCAAUCGCCUUCUUUUUGUCAUAUACAAAACACAAGGCAUCAAGUUGCUGUAUUGAAUUAUUUACAAGAAAUUUUUUGACCAUUUCUGGUGCAAUAAGGUAUAAAAUCUUGAGAAUUCACAAA